CCCUGGAGUAAAACUAUUCGCAUGGCGAUUGAUUUGGAGGCGAUGGGUAUUGGAGGAAAAUCUAGCAUAUUUCAGGCUGGUCCUAAUCCGUGGGCUAUUGAGAACUUUGCGAUGGUAGCAAAAUAUCCCUCUGGCCAGAUUAUAGCUCAGGAUCUAUUUUCUUCUGGGGCUGUAAAAUCUGCUACAGAUUUCCAAGUAUACAAAGAGGUUGCUGGCCUUUCAGGACUUGACUUUGCUUACACGGAUAAUACUGCAGUCUAUCACACUAAGAAUGACAAAUUUGAACUCCUGAAACCAGGAUCUCUUCAACACCUUGGAGAAAAUAUGCUUGCUUUUCUGCUUCAGACUGCUAGAUCUUCUCAUCUUCCAAAAUCCAGUGCAGUGGAAGAAGAGGAAAACACUGGCCACAGCAGUGCGAUAUAUUUUGACAUUUUGGGGACAUAUAUGAUCGUAUUCCGACAACGCUUUGCAAAUUUGCUUUAUAAUUCAGUGAUAAUGCAAUCACUUCUGAUUUGGGCAACGUCGUUACUUAUUGGUGGUUAUUCAGCUGCAGUUUCAUUCACUUUGUCGUGUUUAAGUAUUAUCCUUAUGUGGAUUUUCGCUAUAGGUUUAGCUGUUUUUUUGGCCUUCACCCUGCCCCUUGUAUCUUCAUUUCCAACACCUUAUGUCGCAAGCCCGUGGCUAGUAUUUGGGUUGUUUGCCGCACCAUCUCUUGUUGGCGCGUUAACCGGCCAAUAUAUAGGUUAUCUCAUUCUGAGAGCAUAUUUAUCAAAAGUAUAUUCCAAGAGAAAGCAGCUCUCUCCUAUUAUUCAAGCUUAUUCAGUCAAGUUAGAGGCCGAAAGAUGGCUCUAUAAAGCUGGAUCUGUUCAGUGGCUCUUUCUUCUCAUUCUUGGAAAUUAUUAUAAAGUCGGUUCAUCAUAUCUGGCUCUUGUUUGGCUGGUUCCACCAACAUUUGCAUACGGCCUGCUUGAAGCUACUCUAAGCCCAGCUCGAUUGCCAAAGCCUCUGAAACUUGCAACCCUCCUGAUUGGCCUGGCUCCGCCGAUAUUAAUAUCAUCUGGAACUUUUAUCCGGUUGGUGGGCACAAUGAUUGCAACUUGGGUUCGCUUUGACAGGAACCCUGGUAGCACUCCUGAGUGGCUUGGGAAUGUUAUAGUUGCUAUUUUCGUUGCAGUUGUCGUGUGCCUAACUCUGGUUUAUCUCCUUUCAUACGUUCAUCUUUCAGGUGUAAAGAGAUUGAUUAUCCUCUCAGCAUGCUUGGUGUUCGGUCUCUCAAUCGCAGUGGUUGCAUCGGGCAUAGUGCCACCAUUUACCAACGACAUUGCCAGAGCUGUUAAUGUUGUACAAGUUGUGGAUUCGACAGGAAAGGAAGAUCCUAGCUCUUUUGUAUCUAUAUUUUCUACAACUCCUGGAAAGUUGACAAAAGAAGUUGAACAGGUUAACGAAGGUUUCAUAUGUGGCAGAGAUAAAGUUGUUGAUUUCGUUACUUUUUCGGUCAAAUACGGUUGUUGGGCUUACAAUGAAAAUGAAGAUGGAUGGAGCAAAUCGGAUGUGCCUUUGUUGAAUGUUGACAGUGAUACUAAUCAGCAUAAAAGAAUCACACAAGUUUCCAUUGAUACAAAAAGCUCAACACGCUGGUCUCUCGCGAUCAACUUUGAGGAAAUAGAAGACUUUGCAUUGAAAGAUGCAGGAAACUCGGAGGAAUUAGUUCCGGUUGGCAACAAGAGCGGUGUCGAGGGAUGGCACAUUAUUCAGUUUUCCGGGGGCAAGAAUGCGCCAACAAAGUUUGAUCUCACACUUUUCUGGAGCAAGAAUUCUUCACGGUCAACGGACACCAUCCACGGGAACGGACAGGACCGCCUCCUUCUAAAGCUCAGAACUGAUUUGAACAUAGUUACACCAAAAGUUGAAAGAGUUCUUUCCAAGCUUCCUGCAUGGUGUUCGCAGUUCGGCAAGUCUACGUCUCCUCACACGUUGGCAUUCUUAAGUAACCUGCCAGUUAACUUUUAGCGAAAUUUCAUACCAAAGGAAUGAAAUUAUUUUUUUUCCCAUUUUUUUUUCGGUGAGGAGUGAAAAAUGUAUUUGAGUUUCAUAUAUACCACGAUAAUUACAUCUUGUCCAAAAAUAAAUAAAUAAAUAAUUGAUC
Morus notabilis is the source of this 2146-nucleotide messenger RNA. RefSeq names its product endoplasmic reticulum metallopeptidase 1. The record is from RefSeq and is a predicted model, not a curated record. NCBI's taxonomy places the organism in Eukaryota, Viridiplantae, Streptophyta, Magnoliopsida, Rosales, Moraceae. The transcript has 10 exons. The coding region runs from base 22 to 2010 and encodes 662 amino acids. Gene Ontology annotation, biological process: proteolysis. Gene Ontology annotation, molecular function: metalloexopeptidase activity.